CUGCGAGGUCAAUAGCAACAGAAAACGUGGAUGAACCUUUCCAGGAUUUCCAGGAGUUCAGGAUUCUGAUGGCCUUGCGGUGGACCGCUAUCACACAGCCUUACUGUGCUGCAAGGCAGGUUGGGAUAUCUGUGUCGUCCUCGCCAUGCAGCGCCUCCGAUGGUUUUUCCAUGGGGACCAAACUCUGCCCAGAUGAUGAGCAGAGGUCAGGGGUCAACGGGGCUGUAAAAAAGUUUUUUAGUUUUUGUCAAGAAAUUGUUUCAACAUGAGCUGCCAUGGAGAAUAAAACACAAAAAAGGCUAAAAAGAAGUAAAAGUAAAAAAAACACUGUGAGUUCCACCGUCCACACAUGGAGAACCUUCCAGGAGGAACCAACCAAAACAAAAGAAGGAGACUUCUGGAGAAACAUCUGGAGGAUCUUAGACCUUCAUCAAACUUACAGGACUGUAGAUAACAGCCAAGCAUGGGGGUGGGAGAGUGAUCGUGUGGGAUCUGGUUAACAAGUUGUUACCAUUGAAAUGACACUAAUGUUGAUAUAUGCUUGAAACAUAGAUAGUGGGUUCUGCAGCAGAAAAAUGACCCAAACCAUCCACUGAUCUGCUGGAGAACCAACAGUUUCUCUGAUAUUCAUUAAAAAUCAACGCCAGGUUUCUGUGAUGGAGGUGGUGGGGGGGUGGAUGUAGGAAAAGCCAGCAAGGUGGGGGCCAAUUAGUGACUACAGAAAGGAGGUGGAGGAUCUCUGCGGCCUCGUUGGGCUGGAAGCACCUCCCAGAAGAAAAACAAUAACUACUUGGAUGGAAAACGGAGAAUCUGGUGGACGUUCUGAGCGGCGGCGGCGCUCACCUCCAUCAGCCAACGCCACGCCAUGAAUAAUGCAGGAGGGAGGAGAUGGAGGGCACUGGGCGUGUGCUCACAAGAGAGAGGUGUACCUCCCCCCUCCAGCUCCUCCUCUCCCCUCCCCUCUCUUGUUCACCCAACCCCCUCGCUGCCGGCCGCACUGCAGAAGGUCGGAGGGAGGAGAAGCGGAGGAGCCGGCCUGAGGGAGGCGCGAGGAGGGGAGCAUGCGGACAGGAGAGCCAUGACGACCAUGCUGAGCCCGAAGAUCAGACAGACCCGGAGAGCCAGGUCAAAGAGCAUGGUGAUGGGGGAGGUGUCGCGGGGUCCCUGCCGGCCGGGGUCCCCCGGCCUCCAGGAGGGGGCGCUGAAGGCCGGGUGGCUGAAGAAGCAGCGCAGCAUCAUGAAGAACUGGCAGCUGCGCUGGUUCGUCCUGCGCUCAGACCAGCUGUUCUUCUACAAAGACGAGGAGGAAACCAAACCGCAGGGCUGCAUCCCUCUGCAGGGGUGUCAGGUCAACGAGCUCGCAGCCAACCCGGACGAACCAGGAAGACACCUGUUUGAGAUCGUACCAGGUGGGACAGGGGAGAAGGACCGGACCCCCAUCAGCCAUGAAUCCGUUCUGCUCAUGGCAAACUCCCAGACGGACAUGGAUGACUGGGUCAAGGCCAUCCGCCGAGUCAUCUGGGCGCCGUUUGGAGGAGGGAUCUUCGGCCAACGUCUAGAAGACACGGUGCAGUAUGAGAAGAAGUUUGGUCCUCGGCUGGCUCCCCUCCUGGUGGAACAGUGUGUGGACUUCAUCAGAGAAAGAGGUCUGGAUGAAGAGGGUCUGUUCCGAAUGCCGGGACAAGCCAACCUGGUCAAAGAACUGCAGGAGGCCUUUGACUGUGGAGACAAGCCUUUGUUUGACAGUAACACAGACAUUCACACCGUUGCAUCUUUGCUAAAACUGUACCUUCGAGAGCUGCCAGAACCAGUCAUCCCGUUUUAUCAGUAUGAGGACUUUCUAACCUGUGCACAGCUUUUGGCCAAAAAUGAGGAGGAGGGGGUCCAGGAGCUCGGGAAGCAAGUAGGCACUCUACCUCAGCCCAACUACAAUCUUCUCAAGUACAUAUGCAAAUUUCUUGAUGAGGUCCAGUCUCACUCCAAUGAAAACAAGAUGAGUGUCCAGAACCUGGCCACAGUGUUUGGACCAAACAUUCUACGACCCAAGAUGGAGGACCCAGUUUCUCUCAUGGAAGGUACUUCUUUGGUCCAGCAUCUGAUGACGGUCCUCAUUAGAGAACACAAACGGUUAUACACGAGAGAGGAACAGGAGGGAGCCGCUUUACCCCAAACUGAAGUACCCCUCCAUGGUCACCAGCUCCAGCACCGCAGCUUGGGGGCUUGGAUCUCAGAGGAGGACCUCCGCACCUGCCCCAUAUCCAACCCCAACCAAGAGCUGGAUAGCAGUGCCUCUUCCCUGGAUGCCAGACUUUGUGCAGCUGUCCCACCUACACAAGCACCCAACCCAAACCAUGGACCAAAAGGGGCAUCUUCGGCAGGGAAAGGGGAGGUUAUGGUUAGCCCAGGUAAACAGGUCAAGGCCACGCCAUCCUGGAAAUACUCCUUCAAAGGUUCUUCUGUGCCUCGUUCUCAGACACAGGCCAAGCAGUGCAACACAGUGGCAGAAACGACCAGCACAUCUGGUGGGGGAGGGGGCGGUAACUGGCUCAUGAAUGGCUUGUCAUCUCUCAGAGGGCAUCGGCGUACAUCCUCAGGGGAGAGGUCCGCCCGUGAUCGGGACUCCACUGGUUCCUCCCAGAGACUCUCCACCUAUGACAACGUCACUUGUUCUUCCAGCACCGGGAGUGUCCCAAGUGUUUCCAGCACACCGUGGUCCACCUCCUCCUGUGAAAUCUCAGUGCCUGACUCUGAUGGUGAGCGGGUAGCCCCCCGGGACAUAAGCGGUGCCGUUGAGGCUGCCAAUAAAGGAGAGUGGGUGGAGGACCAGAGGGAGGAUGAAAGGGAGAACGAUGGAAGUAUGAUAAUGGAGCCGAGCUCGGAGCAGGACAGCUGUGAGGCCAUGGAGCUGUGCAGCAGCAGCGCAGCCUGCAGCGAGAACGGGAGCGGUACCCAAACAACCAUGGCGCCAUUCAUCAUCACGACUGAGGAAGGGGAAGGGACUGACUUCACGCUGGGCAUUCUAGCGGAGGAGCUGAAGGAGGAGCUGCGAAAGCAGAAGUCCACCUAUGAAGCCAGGAUUCAGAAACUGGAGGAGUCCAGCGCUGCUCUUUGUGCUCAGAUGGAGCGUCUGGAACAAGAGAUGGAGCAGGAGCGAAAGAAGCAACAGAUGCUGGAAAUCAAGCUCCGAAACUCAGAGCGCGCACGAGAAGACGCAGAGAACCGAAACAGACUUCUGGAGAAGGAGAUGGAGGACUUCUUCACAACGCUGGGAGAUCUGGCCAUGACUUCAAGGACAAGCAACAUUUGAGACUUUGCGUCCUUUUGUUUGAUCUCCACGUUGAGGCCACCAGCGGAGUUCCAUGUCCUCCUUUGUGCAUCGACCAGGAAAUCCUAACAAGUGCUGGAUGUCUGCAUCAGGAACGUCUCCACCAAACUCAGCUCUUUUGCAUGCUUGAAACAGAAUGUUGGGAGGACCGUGAGGACUCAAGGAAUGUGUCACGAUGGCCGUUUCUGAAGAACAUGGACCGAUAUCUUUUCACUGUGACUUGUUGAAGGCCUUCUAAAGCAGGUUAACUCACAAAAGAUUGUCCAAAAGUUUGUAUCCCCUUAUGGUUUGGUGCAUUUUUCUGGUGGGUCCAUGAUCACAUCAUCUGGAAUGGCCGUGCCUCAGAAUAAGCAGCGCCCAAUCGUUCAGUCAGUUCUGAAAUUUAGGAGGAACUGAAAGAAUUAUUCAAAAUUCCAUCCCUUAAGUACCUGGUCCAACUAAUUUGAGAUAACCCUCUCUUCUGCAGAAGGUUCUGGACUUGCAUUGGUCUACAUUUUCACUGCCAGUAUUUUUUGCCACAUUUUACUGUAGGAUUACACUUGUAUGCUGUAAUCACAGGAUUUUCUCAGAGAACCAACCGUUUUCAGGCAGUUUCUGUUGGAAAUAACAGGUGGGACUAUUGCUGCGGCCGUUUCAGGGUAACCAUUGCUGUUCUCAGGCCCUUUCAGUGCCUCGCUCAUUACCGCCUGCCCGCUUUCAGCUGCAGACUCAGCUUCUCGCCAACUCGAAAUGCCUUUUUGCCGAACGGUCUUUCGCCGCAGUAAACACCAAAACCGGACCACAGCUGUGCACUCUCACGGCGGCCUUCUAGAAGCUGAACACUGCCAUCAAGAAAGAACUGGAGAUUUCUGGUUGUGUCUUCGGGAAACGUUGGAACGCGUUAUGCCAGUAAAUGUUCCACUAAUUUCAGAGUGAAAGAGCAAAAUGUCAAUUUUCUUAAAGAUGCCAGUUUUAUUGAAAAGUUGGAGAAAGUCUUACAUCAAGAAUGUAUCCUUGAAUGUGACGCCCUGAUAAGGAAACCGGUGGGACGACAUAGAAAAGAGGGACGAAAGAAGCUGAAAUCAAUAGGUACUGCUGGUUAAUAAAAGUGAGUUUUUCUCUAUUCAAAUCACUGUGAAUCAGAAGCAGAUGAAAAGAUGUUUUUUUAAAAAGUUUGUCGUUUGUGACUUAGAUAAUACACGAUGGGCGGGCCACAAGCUCCCGGCUCCGGUCCAUCCUGAUGCCUCCACUUCUACACGACCAGAUCCAUGAACUGUACUUUCCGCACUGUAGGCACACAGUCUCAGCAACAGAAAGGGGGCGGGGUUACUCCACACCAACAGUUCACGCCCACAUGUUAAAAAGGAUUUUCUAAUGAACUCCUGCUGCUUUGUGCUACGACAGAUUUCUCCCCCCUGGCCAAAAACCGCAUAAUUUGCAGUCAAAAACCACUGGGUACGCUUUGAAAAUAGAUCAACAGAUGACCGGAGUGGGUCUUUGAUGGACCUGUCACAAUAUGCCUCUAAUUAUGAAUCAUUUUUGUGUUCAGAGGCCGUUCAGUGUGAAAGAACUUGGAAUGACUUUAGGAGCUCACCAGUGCAGACUGUGAUGGUCUAGAACAACAGGUACUGUCAUUCCUACAGAAUCCCCCCCCCCGUUAUGUUCCUCUAUGUUUGUCCUGCUAUGGUGCUUAUUUAUUACAGGUUGUCUGUUGUGAUGAAUGGAAUAAAGAUGACCACUGUUACCAGA
Messenger RNA from Oryzias latipes (Japanese medaka), 5053 nucleotides. It is a transcript of the gene arhgap22b, whose product is annotated as Rho GTPase activating protein 22b. Gene Ontology annotation, cellular component: focal adhesion. Gene Ontology annotation, molecular function: GTPase activator activity. Lineage: Eukaryota; Metazoa; Chordata; Actinopteri; Beloniformes; Adrianichthyidae. Gene Ontology annotation, biological process: activation of GTPase activity; signal transduction. The record is from RefSeq and is a predicted model, not a curated record.